AUGGAGCCUGAGCAACAGCCUGAGCAAUAUGAAGAAGAACCCAUUCUUUUGGAUGAGGAUGGCUUUGAAGUUUUGUCUCUGCAUGAGCAUGGUGUCGACUUUGAAAGCUACCUCCCACCUCUGCGGACGAUUCCUGAAGGCGGUACUCGGGACGACGCCUCUUACGUCAACUGGGGAUUCACUAUAUACCGUACGGCAUAUGGUGGCACCACCGAUCAAGCCUGGCAGACACUCCUGAGAAAGAUACAAGACGACCUGGCUGAGGAGGGCGCCUACUAUAAAGAACAUCACGAUGACUAUUGGAGCACCAAACCUGCCAACCCGGAGGCAGCUGAUAAGUUCAUGUCCCUCUUUAAAUUGGAUCCGCGGAGUGACCCUGAUCUCCUGGAGGGUGCCACCAUGGCGCAGGUCCGCGAGAUUUACCAGAAGGGUAUCGGAGGCCCGCCUAUGACUCACGAAAUCCCGCAGUAUCAUCUAUUCCUCCUUGCUGAUACCGAGGUUCUGGAUGCUGUUGCCAAGGGUGAAUUUUGGAUGAAGUGUGUUCAGGGAGAGUAUAAGGCAGAGGAUUAUACUAUCAAGGAUGAAGAGGGGGUACCAACUGAGCAAUUGUUUUAUUACGGAUAUAUCAAGAUGACUGUGCAGAGCCUCCUCGUACUCUGGGACCGCUUAUCGAUUCGGAACUUGGGAGACUUUUCGCCGCCUUUUAUUGAGGAGCCUGUGAGGAUUUGGAAUGGUGACUGGUAG
Scedosporium apiospermum is the source of this 744-nucleotide messenger RNA. RefSeq lists its product as uncharacterized. NCBI's taxonomy places the organism in Eukaryota, Fungi, Ascomycota, Sordariomycetes, Microascales, Microascaceae. The record is from RefSeq and is a predicted model, not a curated record. The coding region runs from base 1 to 744 and encodes 247 amino acids. The transcript is spliced from 2 exons.